UUAAACUCCACUCACAUUCACUUCAAUCCAGGAAAGUCUACAUGUAUUUGAAGUUUGGGAAAUGAACAAUAAUGGUAAAAUAUGAAUUGAAUUUUAGGUGGGUCAGCACACAGGUGGUAAUGAAUCGCUGGCGGCAAUCCGUGGUGGAGAUCCAAUCCAGAAAGAGAGAGGUGAACGAAUGCGAGCAGGCGCAAGCGGCCUUGAGCAAGGUGACGGGAUGCUUCCAGCAAAUGGCCACCUCUCUGGGGACCAACGCAGAUGGCAGCUGCCUUAGAGAAGAACUGGAAGAAACCAGGACACUUGCUCAUCGAAUAUGCACAGGGCUUCACAUGAGGUUACUUGCUCUACUGAUAGAACUAGAACAAGGACAGGAGGACAAAGAACAGGUCGAGCGUCUUUGGGUGAUCUUCCUCUCCAGCUUGGAAAAUUUCCAGCAAGACCUCCGAAAGGUCAGAAUCCUGCGUGAGUUUUUCCCCCUCACCCAACCCAAAGAUCGACAGGCCCUCGUGAACACGGGACUCACAGGCAGCACCUCUGAAGUAGCGGCGCGGGCGGCCAUGGUGCAGACCCCGUGGUUUUCCGCAGAGGAGACGACGUGCCCGGACCUCAAAAGUCAUGUGGAAGAGAUCGACGUUCUGCUGGAGGAAAUGCUCCAGAGAGUGAACGUGCCACUGUGGUCGGUUGAACCCACACAAGAAGCUUCGGUUGAGGGCUGUUCCGACCAAGAUAUUAUUGAUGAUGAUGAGAGCCUGGAAGAGAUGAUGGAAGUAGAAGUUGUGUCUCAAAAGAACACAUCAGGCUGUUGUCAUCACCAAAACUGUAAAGUGGGAUGUCUGCUAUGUCUGCUGAGCUAG
Molecule: messenger RNA, 854 nt
Organism: Triplophysa dalaica
Lineage: Eukaryota; Metazoa; Chordata; Actinopteri; Cypriniformes; Nemacheilidae
Product: regulator of G-protein signaling 9-binding protein
Biological process (GO): G protein-coupled receptor signaling pathway
Cellular component (GO): neuron projection
Source: RefSeq, a predicted model, not a curated record